Messenger RNA from Erythranthe guttata (spotted monkey flower), 1205 nucleotides. The record is from RefSeq and is a predicted model, not a curated record. Lineage: Eukaryota; Viridiplantae; Streptophyta; Magnoliopsida; Lamiales; Phrymaceae.
UACUAACUUAGCUAUGAGAAUAUUACAUUGCGAGUGGUGCAACAUUGCAAAUUUUUACGAUUGAAACGUGCAUGUCAAUAUCAUCCUAUUGAUAUGCAGGUUGCAGGGAACUAUCUCCGGAAUGUUGUAUUGCUAACAAAAGUAAACUUGGUCAAGAAAAUUUAACAAGGAUGUACUUGAUAGAAAACAAGGAAAAUGGCUUGGCCAGGCAUGUAGCUCUCUUUAGUGCACAAGGUGUAGAAAACGAACUCGAGUCGAUUAUUAGCUCUCUUGAACUUUUGAGGGCUGGUGUACUAUUACUGUUGCUCAAUUUGGAAUAUCCUAUGACAACGACGAAUUUGGGAAAGCUGACCGAUCUCAGAGGAGUGAAAAGAACAGACCAAUUCGUUCAUAGAAAAUUUGCAGAAGAGGUCGAACAAUGCCUUAAGGAGUACGUCGGCCGAAUUCAAUAUCUUGACGAGCACGGGAUCAAGGUUAAAAUAUCCGAGGAUCGACAAAGGGAAGGCAUAUCUGAGUCAUUGAAGAACAAAAUGACCUACUCACAUGAUCCUUCGACUUGCCCUUUCGUGGUUAUGUCACAUGGCUGUUUAUCCGGAAGUAAGCCGGCAAAAUUCAACAAUCAGACUCCCGCAGAGGAUACUUCGGAAAUGAAUGAAUUGUGAGCCCUUGAAGUACAAUAGAUCAGAGAAUAAGCUCAUCUGAUUGGAGGGAUGAAGAUACCGUUGACGAAACGGGAAGACCGUAUUGGGAUAUCUCUUCGGAAGUUCCUUGGUAUGAACAAAUAAAACAACGAGACCUCCAAAUUGCAGAGCAACAAAGAGUUGAGAGGGAAAUAAGGGUUCGACGAUACGUGGAAGCAUUGGAAAGAAUGGAAAAUGAAGAUAUUGAAGCAAGGAUGGAGGAAGAAAGUGAAGCAAAAAGGAAACUCAAGGGGAAGGAGAAGCAUUGGAAAGAAUGGAAAAUGAAGAUAUUGAAGCAAGGAUGGAGGAAGAAAGUGAAGCAAAAAAGGAAACUCAAGGGGAAGGAGAAGAUGGAUGAAUAUGAAUUGGAUGAAUUGGAAGCAAAAUGAUCAUGAAAAGUUAUAUAAAAUGUUUAUAUCUUUAUUUAUUUGAGUCUUAUUACUAUCAAUGUAAGUGUUAACAAGGUUUUUUGGAUAGGUAUACGAAUAAAAUAUUGCUCGUGUUUAACUACUACUCAAUUCUUAA